AUGCAACAAAUACUACCGAGCGGCGGACAGGUCGCCGCUGUUCCCUACAACUACCCUCACGAUGCGUCCCUCGCUCCCAACACCACGGCCCUCGUCAUCAUUGACAUGCAACGGGACUUCUGCGAGAUUGGUGGCUAUUUCGACUGUCAAGGCUAUGAUGUAGCCCCAGCCCGAGCUAUCAUAUCAAUCAUUCAAACCCUCCUUUCCGCCGCCCGUCAAGCAUCCAUUCCCAUUUACUUUACCCGGGAAGGCCAUAGACCCGAUCUCUCCACGCUGUCGAGUCGAGAACGAUUUCGGUCCCGAAACAAUCCACGUCGUUUAGGCAUUGGUGAUACAGGACCUUUAGGAAGAUUUCUCGUUCGUGGCGAGCCUGGACAUGAUAUCAUUCCAGAAUUGAAACCACUUCCCACAGAGCUUAUCAUCGACAAACCUGGCAGAGGGGCGUUUGCUCACACUGAUUUCGAGCAUCUUCUGCGACUUCGUGGGAUGAAGAACUUGAUCCUUGCCGGAGUAACAACGGAUGUCUGCGUCUCCUCCACCAUGAGGGAGGCCAACGAUCGUGGAUUUGACUGUCUGAUACUCGAAGACGCCACAGCAGCUGCAACCCCAGACUUGCACCACUUUGCCUUAGAAUCCGUCAAAAUGGAAGGCGGAAUCUUCGGUGCCGUCACGAAAUCUAGCAAAUUGGUUGAAGCUCUCAAUCAUGGCGUGUGA
Rhinocladiella mackenziei CBS 650.93 is the source of this 714-nucleotide messenger RNA. RefSeq lists its product as uncharacterized. The transcript is spliced from 3 exons. The coding region runs from base 1 to 714 and encodes 237 amino acids. NCBI's taxonomy places the organism in Eukaryota, Fungi, Ascomycota, Eurotiomycetes, Chaetothyriales, Herpotrichiellaceae. The record is from RefSeq and is a predicted model, not a curated record.